Messenger RNA from Sparassis crispa, 555 nucleotides. RefSeq lists its product as hypothetical. Lineage: Eukaryota; Fungi; Basidiomycota; Agaricomycetes; Polyporales; Sparassidaceae. The coding region runs from base 1 to 555 and encodes 184 amino acids. The record is from RefSeq and is a predicted model, not a curated record. The transcript has 3 exons.
AUGAACCCCAAAAUAGGCCCGCCUCAAUCAACCAGCUACCCUUCGCCGUCGACAAUGGCAUCGGACAUGGCAAACGACAAGGACAAAUUCACUCUAAACUGCCUUUUGGAAUGCCAAGAGUCGCCCAUCAGAGUCAAGGCUACGGAGAACUUACAGGUUAUUGACUUGCAGAAGCUCGUUUGGCAGAAGUUGGCGAAUGCGCUUGCAGGUGUUGAUUCUAACAAACUGGCGCUCUGGAAGCUUGAGCGACCAAUUCCUAAAAAUGAAUUCAAAGCAUUCGCGAAUGACCUGCCGAUGAAGGACAUCAAGACAAUUGCGAUGAAGCUCGGGCCUUUCGACCGUAUUUCAACAUUAUUCACGGUGCUGCCUGAUGAUACCUGCCUACACAUCGUGGUGGUUCCCGCUGACAAGAAGCGACCUAGAGAGGAGGAUACAGAUACAUCUGUUAUUACGAAACAUUCAAAAGUUGUUGAAGGUGUGUCUUUGCCAAGAGUACUCAGCCGGAGAAUGCCGAGACCAUGGGUUAGAGAGGGAGGGGUGGUCCUGGGGUCCUAA